Messenger RNA from Triplophysa rosa, 2661 nucleotides. RefSeq names its product Kazal-type serine peptidase inhibitor domain 3 (gene kazald3). Bases 638 to 1528 code for a protein of 296 amino acids. NCBI's taxonomy places the organism in Eukaryota, Metazoa, Chordata, Actinopteri, Cypriniformes, Nemacheilidae. Gene Ontology annotation, biological process: regulation of cell growth; regulation of signal transduction. Gene Ontology annotation, cellular component: extracellular region. Gene Ontology annotation, molecular function: insulin-like growth factor binding. The record is from RefSeq and is a predicted model, not a curated record. The transcript is spliced from 4 exons.
GUUAAUAUGGUACGUCGUGGCAACGAAUAUGGUCCGGUCCAGGUACGUCGUCACAACGUAACUGUGUUAGCUGGGACACAGUCUCAAGGGAAGCUGUCAAUGCAUUUAGACUCGAUAUCGUUCGGCAAACCAGAAGUAAAACACCAACACACACCAUCAAGUUUUUCUGCACGUCGGACAUCCAAUGGGACAAAGUUGGAAAAUGGCAGGAGUGGGGGAGGACUACGGUGUUUAUUUUCCUCCAGCCACAGAUGGUUUUAAAGGCUGUAGAGACACACAGAAACACAGUCGGGGAUGCAUGAGACCACAGCUCUGCCAACAUCAAAAGCGACGUUUAUCAUCUGUUAUUUUAAAACGCUAUUUUUCUUAAGAGACUUAUAGUGGAAGUUACCAAACCAUAGUCUGGCGAACUUUUAUUUAUCUUCCGUUUGUUUUGUUGUUUUACCCUUUUCUUGAAAGUGAAUUUAUGUCUAUGAUCAAGUCGCUUUUAAUGAAGUCCAUGUGCAUUUGGAGAGCAGUCUCGCAUCUGAUGAAGACCCGUUUUAACACGAACAGAGAUCUUGCUGCUUACUAAGAAAAAUAUCUUGAGGGAAAAGUAUUGCUUGGACAGCUCGGGCACAGGACACAAGCCCUAAUAAUGUUAAUGUUCGUGCUCUUUUCAGUUGUCUUAUCCAUACGAGCUGGCGAAGGUUUUCCCAGUUACAAAUAUGACUACAUGGAUGAAGACCUAGCCACCUUCGACUAUUAUAAAGGUGCGGAUGAGUUUGACGAGCGGAACGGGGCGGAAGUGUGCGAGGAGUGCGUGCCGGAGCUGUGUCCGCUCGCGCAGGGCUGUAGAGCGGGGCUGGUGAAGGACAGCUGCGGCUGCUGCUAUGAGUGUGGGAAUCUAGAGGGACAGGCAUGUGACCUCGGACAGAGAAACGUCUAUUAUGGGCUGUGUGGAGAAAAUUUGGAGUGCCAGCUGGAGAGGUCUGAAGGAGUCGACGGAGAGGAGCAAGAACACCAGUGUGUGUGUUUGUCUCAGAAGAUUCUGUGUGGGUCAGACGGACAAACAUACAUGAAUCUCUGCAAGUUUAUAGAAGCGAAUUUUUUAAAGCCAGGACUCAAUACGACCGACGGGCCGUGCAAGACAGUCCCCGUCAUCAAGGUGCCACCACAUAAUCUGGUGAAUGUAACGGGAAGCAGUGUUGCAUUUCUGUGCGAGGUGUUUGCAUUUCCCAUGGCAUUGGUGGAAUGGAGGAAAGAUGGAAAAGAGGUCGUUUUACCUGGCGAUGAUCCCCACAUAUCAAUUCAGUCACGAGGUGGUCCUCAGAAGUAUGAGCUCUCUAGUUGGCUGCAGAUUGAAGUGGCCAGUCAAAUGGAUUCUGGCACAUACAGGUGCAUCGCUCGAAAUGAGCUUGGCCAAGUUUCAGCCACAGCAAUUUUAGGGGUGUUGCCACCAGAUGAGAUGUCUGCUUAUUUGGAACAAAACAAGAAUGCAGCGAUGGACUAUGACCAAUUACAGGACUACGACAGGGAUUAUUACUAAACCUUGGAUGCAAACACCCUCAAGCAUACAUUCUUACUGAGUGAGACAUUCAAUUUAAAACUUUAAAAAGAAAAGAUAAUCAGGACACGAUUGUAUAUAAGCCUGUAAAGAACAAAAAAACAUCCCCUCCGGAAUUUAUGGAACAUCUGGGCAAUGAAACAUGCAGAUGGAUGGCGAGGAAGAGCUCGAGUGAAUUCCCAACGGUAUGAGAUGGAUGAAAAACACAGAAUGAGACGACUGGAGGAGUGAGUAGGGCACUUCAGGAGCUAGAUGUAGAAGUGUAGCUCAGUGUAGAAAUGAGGAUCAAUGUCUCUUUUGUUCUACCAGUGCUGUUCUUCAAAGCCCUUGUGACCAGCUGGAUAACAAAACACACAAAGUGAAGAGACACGAGAAACCGAAGAGUGAAUUCUGAGCGCCUUCCAAGUUUUCACAAAAUUGUGACAUCUUUGCGCAACCAAAUUUAGAAGAGCAGCACAGUUUUGAGUCAUCCUUUUUCUCUUCGAAGCAGAAUGCUUUGUAUCAGCCUUUGGGUUUAUAUACAGUUUGUUCCCACAUAUGGCAUCUCUUUAACCAGACAUCUCUUUGAGCGUGUGUGUUAGAUUUGGGUGAGCCAGUCCACAGCUGGCUUUAAUACAUCUUUAUGAUCUCCUGGUUAAAAGCAGCCAUCCUGUUUUAAUGUUUAUGUGCUUACAAGUCACACUUACAGGUCUUUCUUCAUUGAAACACCAUACGGCCGCUUGUUGAUACAACAAACAUCUUGACUCUGUAAUUUCACCUCUGUUAAGUGAGGGGAGACCUGUAGUUAACAGGAAGGCUGUGGAUAACGCAGCUUUUUAAUCUCUGCUCUCCUCUGGCCUCCCCUUUCAUAAUGUUCUCUGGUUUCUUCAACUUCUUCAUAAUUAUGGUAACAGUAAUUGCAUGUAAUGGUAGGUUAGAUUGCUACCACAUUAUAUAAACAGUGUAAAAUGUUUAUGUUUUGACACCAUGUUGUUUCCAACAUAAAAGGCCUCUAAUUAGAGGAUCUGUGAAACUUUUGAUGUUUUGCAUACGUGUGUUUUACUGUAUAGAGAGUUACGCAGAUUCAUAUACUAUAGCAUUCUUUCCAAAAACAUUAUUUGGGUAAUAAACCAAAU